Molecule: messenger RNA, 1956 nt
Organism: Cajanus cajan (pigeon pea)
Lineage: Eukaryota; Viridiplantae; Streptophyta; Magnoliopsida; Fabales; Fabaceae
Product: RNA demethylase ALKBH9B
Biological process (GO): mRNA catabolic process
Molecular function (GO): mRNA binding; demethylase activity
Source: RefSeq, a predicted model, not a curated record
ACAAGAAAUUCCAGUAAUAGAGGAAGCAAAAGCAGAAGCAGAGUAUCUUCUUCUCCUUGUGCGGUCUCUACUUUCUCUGCGUUCUUUGUCUCCGAGUUGACUCAGCGCCAUGGACGACCAACAACCCAACAACAACAACAACCACAGCCAAGCUUCCGACAGCGACACCGACCCUUUCCUCCUAAACUACACAACCUCGGAUCUCCGAACAGCUUCGGAGUUUCUGGCCACGUGGCUCCCUUUCCUCUCGCGAGAUCUCUGCACCCGCUGCACCCAAUCCCUCUCCGAUCGCAUCCGCUCCAUCGACCCAGGGUCACGAAACGACACCGCCGAAGAGGCGAACGACGGCGAAGACAACUGCGACAACCAUUCCCUCGGGAGCUGGAAGGACGGCGUCGCGGAGCCCAAUUCCGGCGUGGGGGCCCCCAGCGCGCGGCUUUCUUGGGCCGACAUGGCCCAAGAGGACGACGAGUUCGGCGAGGAGGAGCAUGGCAAUGGUGAAAACGGUGGGAGCGUUGUGGUGGCGAAUUCGAGUGUUGGUGAUGAGGGUAAAGUGGUUGCUGAGAAGCCUACUUUGCCUAGGGAGCAGAGGGAGUACAUUAGGUUCAUGAAUGUGAGGCGCAAGAAGGACUUCAUUUGCUUUGAGAGGGUUAAUGGGAAGCUUGUCAACAUUCUUGAAGGGCUUGAACUCCACACCGGGAUUUUCAGCGCUGCUGAACAGAGGAGGAUUGUUAAUUAUGUUGCUUCACUGCAGGAGAUGGGGAGGAAGGGGGAAUUGAAAGAACGGACAUUUUCAGCUCCUCAAAAGUGGAUGAGGGGCAAGGGACGUCAAACCAUCCAAUUUGGGUGCUGCUACAAUUAUGCUGUGGAUAGAGAUGGUAACCCACCUGGUAUUCUUCCUCGUGCUAUGGUUGAUCCUAUACCUGAUCUUUUCAAGGUCAUCAUUCGGCGCCUGAUCAAGUGGCAUGUACUCCCUCCUACUUGUGUGCCAGACAGUUGCAUUGUUAAUAUCUAUGAAGAAGGGGAUUGUAUACCUCCACAUAUAGAUAAUCAUGAUUUUGUUCGGCCAUUUUGCACUGUCUCAUUUCUUAGUGAGUGCGAUAUAGUUUUUGGAUCAAACUUGAAGAUUGUAGGCCCGGGUGAAUUUGAUGGCUCGAUUGCUAUUCCGUUACCUCUGGGAUCUGUACUUGUCUUAAACGGGAAUGGAGCUGAUGUAGCUAAGCAUUGUGUGCCUGCAGUUCCUACAAAAAGGAUAUCAAUCACAUUUAGAAAAAUGGAUACAUCCAAGCGCCCUUUUUCGUAUGUUCCAGAACCUGAUCUUCAGGGGAUCCAACCAUUGGCCUAUGAAGCUGACCAGGUCCACCAGGAAAAGAAAUCAAGUGGGCACCGACCUAGUCGUCAUACGAAGAGAUAUAAAGACAGGAGAGGAGGUGGCAGGAACGAUGCAAUGGGAUCUGCCCGUAGAAAUGAUAGGUUCUCAGAGCCCCGUGACUCAAACCUAAGUACACCAAGAUCCGGAAAUAGGUGGAGUAGGGUAAAGCCUGGUAGUUGACGGAUCCAAGGUUCCUCUUGGUUCACAGUUUUCUGAUCUUAACAACCAUGUGUUGGUUAUGUUCAUGGAAUCCUUUACAUAUCAACAAGCUUGUUAUGGAGAUAUCUACACUUUGGGAAUGCUUUGCACAGCAGCAAUUUUACCAUCAGUGUAAGCACAAGUUGGUCAGUUGAGGGUGCUGCUUUGGAAACUUUAUUUCCUAAGCCUCAGGCGCUAGUGUAUAUUUGAGUGAACUUUCAAGUUAAUAAUGGUUGCAAUUUGGUGAGAAGUUAUUGUGAUUCAUCUGUUUUUUAGUACCAAGCUAAAAUGUGGCUGGGGUAUAUAAGGCAUUUUGAUAUAUAUUAUAAGCUUGAUAUAUUAUACAGUACUGAUGAUUAAAUAGAAAAUAUUCAUUGUUGAGGUAA